This is a messenger RNA of Bathycoccus prasinos, 1188 nucleotides long. RefSeq lists its product with no specific name. The coding region runs from base 1 to 1188 and encodes 395 amino acids. The record is from RefSeq and is a predicted model, not a curated record. NCBI's taxonomy places the organism in Eukaryota, Viridiplantae, Chlorophyta, Mamiellophyceae, Mamiellales, Bathycoccaceae. The transcript has a single exon.
AUGACGACGAUGAUUUCUUCGAGGAGUGGCACCAUCAAAACCACCUUUUUUAACGCCUCCUCCUCCUCCGAAGAGCAGAAGAAGACGAGGAAGGUGAGAACGACAAAGCGGACGGAAACGGUGCGUUUUAGGACGACUUCUUUUUGUGCGGAUGCGUUUUUGACGAAUACGAAUGCCAAAGUUUUACCGGUCUUUAGACGACGACGGCGAGAAGCGUUGCGUCGAACAGCCUCUUCCUCCUCCUCCUCCUCCUCCGCAUAUAACAACAACAAUAGGACUGAAAACGACGACGACUUUUCCAAUUAUUUCCAAUCGUUAAAGAAACAACCGUGGGACGCGUUACCGAAACCUUGGAAAGAGUUUUGGGGCAUGCGACCAGCCGGAUAUGUCUUGAACGUGGACAACGAGAAACAAACCGUAAACGCGAACGAAAUCGAAAGUCCGUCCUUAAAUUUCCCGCAAACGAAAGAAGAAGGUGUGGAACGAUUGAAAUCGAAUCUGGUGUACUACAGGCAGAAUUAUUUCGUCAUGUUUGUCCCGUUUUGUGUCAUGUUUGGUGGAUUUAACUUUUGGCCGUUUCUGUUGUCUUCGGUUGGAUUUUUUACCGCUGUAGCCGCCGCGAGCGAUAAGAUUUUAGGCGAAGUGCAAUUAAAGAUGGAAGAGAAGAACGUGGGGAUGGAUUUGACAUUUAAUAAGCAGAGGGUGUUAGGGAUGGAUAGGAAGGUUUUGAUGAAAGCGGGCGUAUUGUUUGGUUUCUUUUGGAUGACGAAGUGGGUGCGAGCGUCCGACGCGGUUGCGGCGGCGAGUAAGAUUACGAGGAUGUUGAUACGAGUCGUCAUUUUGUGGAUGAUGACGAGCGCGUAUUUGGCGAUAUUGAGACCGAUUGAUUUGAAGAGCACGCUUACGAACGCGUGGGGGGAGUUAAAAGAUGCAAAGAGUAAAGAGGAUUUUGAAAAAGCCGGAAAGAAAGCGUGGUCGGGCGUGAAAUCGUGGUUCAAUCAAAAAGCGAGAGAACAACCGCAAGCGACGCCGAUCAUAUUCAACGUAAAAGGAGAGAAUGUAAAUGCAGCGAGUCAAAAUAAUAACAACAACAAUAAUAGGACUGAAAACGAUUGGAAGAAAGGUGCGACGGAUGCGGACGCACGAGAUGCGUCCAAGAAAGGCUUACCGCCGGGCUCCGCUCGAUGA